AUAUAUAUAUAUGGAUCUGACGGUUCUCGUGCAAGACUGAACAAAGAGGCCAGCCAAUCAGAAUCGUUCGCUUCCUCUCUCUCUCUCUCACCAAAUCGACAAUGGCCUCUUCGCCGACGCUUCCGAUCUCCAAUCCUCAAUCGGAAUCUCAGCCGCCGAUCGCAACCCCGGCGUUCCGAGCCUUCCUCUCCCGCCUCAACGCCACCAUCCGCCACGGCCUCUCCCAGCGCCGCCCUUGGUCGGAGCUCAUCGACCGAUCCUCCUUCUCCCGUCCGGACACCCUCUCCGAAGCCGCGUCCCGCGUCCGCAAAAACUUCUCCUAUUUCCGCGUCAACUAUGUCUCCCUAAUCGCGCUCUCGCUCGCGCUCUCUCUCCUCACGCAUCCUUUCUCUCUCCUGAUGCUUUUGGCUCUCCUCGCCGCCUGGGUGUUCCUCUACCUAUUCCGCCCUGCGGAUCAACCGCUUGUGAUUGGGGGACGCACGUUUUCGGAUCGGGAAACUUUGGGCAUUCUGGUGGUGUCGACGAUUGUUGUUAUUUUCCUCACAACCGUCGGAUCGCUUCUCAUCUCGGCUAUGCUCGUCGGCCUUCUUAUCGUCUGCACCCAUGGCGCAUUCCGCGUUCCGGAGGAUCUAUUUUUGGAUGAACAGGAUCCUGCUAAUACUGGAUUCCUCUCCUUCCUAGGCGGCGCCGCCUCAUCCGCGGCGGCCGCUGCCGCGCCUGUUGUUGCACGCGUAUGAUUCAGAUCUGAUCGGAUCUGCCAAUUGAACUGAGCCGAAGAGAAGUCGUUAUAUAUAUAAACAGAGGAUCUACAGACAUGUAAGUGUAGGUGGAAUGUGGAUAGCCGGUGGAAUGUGGAUAGCAGAAGAUCGAUGAUUGGAUCUGAUCUUGUUUUUACAUAUAACUGUUUACUGUUCUUUCUCAGAGUUCUGGAGUAGAACUCAUUAGCUAAAUGGUUAUAUUGAAUUUGGUUUGGAUUUGUCUUGAUCUUAGUGGGCUGUGAGAACCUGUGCAUAAUUAGAUUUUCUGGAUAAAUCGUUUCCAAGUGUCUGAAUCCAGAACUUUAAUUUUUCGAUU
Messenger RNA from Andrographis paniculata, 1074 nucleotides. Its product is annotated as PRA1 family protein B3-like. Bases 102 to 737 code for a protein of 211 amino acids. Gene Ontology annotation, biological process: vesicle-mediated transport. NCBI's taxonomy places the organism in Eukaryota, Viridiplantae, Streptophyta, Magnoliopsida, Lamiales, Acanthaceae. Gene Ontology annotation, cellular component: endoplasmic reticulum; Golgi apparatus. The record is from RefSeq and is a predicted model, not a curated record. The transcript has 2 exons.